This is a messenger RNA of Ornithodoros turicata, 1808 nucleotides long. RefSeq lists its product as uncharacterized. Lineage: Eukaryota; Metazoa; Arthropoda; Arachnida; Ixodida; Argasidae. The transcript has 8 exons. The record is from RefSeq and is a predicted model, not a curated record. The coding region runs from base 1446 to 1808 and encodes 120 amino acids.
GUGGGAGUAAUGGGACCAAACCUCCUCGUUGUCGAUAUAAAAACUUUUGUAGCUUCUUUAGUGAUUUGUGCAAUGUUUUAUAUGCGAUGUAUCGAAUUGUAGCUUUAUAUUUCUUUAAAUCUUUGUAUAGUGUUGGUGACGGUUUAACAUUACCAUUCAAUAUAUUCUUGCAAACUUCGGAAAGAGCUUCAAUGCUAUGCGGAGGAGCCUCCUUCAAUAUGUUUUCCCGUUCUUUUGGAGUGCAGGUUGCAAGCACUUUAAGGACAGUUAAAUGGUGACGUAGACUUUUCAUUUUGGUAUGAAAACAAAUUGUGACUCGAGCUUGGUUAUACCUGUUCGCAAUCUUUUAUCAGACUGGGUAAGUGGGUGUAGGUCAAUCACUAGAUAACCAAAUGGUUUCUCUGGUGCUUGUUCGAAUGCAUUCAGAAAGUAUGGCAACCGUGAUUUCCCGUAGAUUUGUCGUCCUAGAAGUUCGAGUUGCGCACGAGAUUUUAAAUUAUUGAAUAAUAUUAUAUAUGUGCUGUUGUGGGAUAGAGUGCGGUAGUUUACAUCGUUAUGGAAUAAGUAUUGACAAAGAAAAAUAAUUGAUGCAUUCUUGUGAUGGGACGCUCUCGUAUAGAGGUGAACCAUAUCUUGCAUAACAUUCUUUUCAGUCAUGAGAUCAUCAACUAUAAUCAGUGUUGGUAUGUUCUCAUCCCAUGUCGUUGGUAAUUCUUUACUAAAUGUAAUUUUAGUGAAUUCAUUCUGCCAGCUAGCAUCAUAUUUACUAACAUAAAAUAUUUGUUCUGGGACUACACUGAAUACUGAUAGAUUUCUAAGGAUGUUACGAACUAAGUAAGUUUUUCCUGACAUGGAAGGUCCGCAUAUAAUAAUUCGUGCAGGGUGGAUGAAAGAAAACGGUCUUACGUCGGACAUUGUGUCGCAGAGGUAGAACUGAAACUGAUAAUAAGAUGUAUUGAUAACUAGAUUUAUUACCCUCGAAAAUGGUUAAAAAUUGGGCUGUUCGGUACAGCAUACUUUAAAAGCGAUAAAACCCCGGCACGGGGGUUUAAUCGCUUUUAAAGUAAUUAUUACCCUCCACCGUCGAUUUGAUCAAAUUGACUUUUCGCAGACUCUCGUUUGAUCCUGAGGAGACGUUCGUGAGACAAAACGCGUCUGAUAGCUUCAGCUUUUGCUUCAUGAAUUUCUUGUUUCAGACGCCAUUUCCUGUCUUCGGUAGACUCAACUUCCUCCUCUUCACAUUUCUUUCCGAAACAGCGACGAAAGAGCUUCCGCAUAAUUAUUUUGGGAGAGAGCUCCUGGUCUGGGGAACGAAUGGGAAAAUGAGGAGGUGGGCUCGCUCGAACGGUAAUAAAUGGGAAAGAGUGGAGAGGAGGUUGUAUGAUAAUGAGGACGCACACGUUUAAAAGUUUCUUCCUCACUUGACUGACACACAUUCCAAAAAAAUGUCCAACAAAAACGGUAAGUUUUUGAUUCGCAAUGUAGUUCUUUUUUCUCAUGGAUAUUGUCUUUUUCAGAACUCAGCUCGAGCCCAAUAUACUUUGAAAAUGCUCCAGAGUCGCCGCCGCCGAUAUCUUACACGCCAGUGUCGGAUGAGAGCAUAUUUAGCUCUAGUCCGUCAUUUUUUCAAAACGCUCCAGAGUCGCCGCCGGCGAUAUCUUACACGCCAGUACCAAGACCAACGCCUGAAUGUAAGUAAAAGUUAUAGCAUAAUUACAAUAAUAAAUGAUGUUCACUUACAGAUUACUGGGGUCCGUCGCCACAGUGUCAGUGCUGUGUCCAACGAUUGGAAACAAAAGAGUUUCUAA